This is a messenger RNA of Adineta ricciae, 1143 nucleotides long. Lineage: Eukaryota; Metazoa; Rotifera; Eurotatoria; Adinetida; Adinetidae. The record is from the annotation of a GenBank genome assembly.
AUGUCGCCAGCAUCAACAAUCAUCAGUCGAUUCUCCCAUCAAUUGGCUCCUUAUCUGUGUGAACACACAUUCCAUAUUGGUGACGCCAACGAUUAUGAACAAAAAGAAGAAGCUUAUCGAGAAAAAACGAAGGCGUAUAUCGAACUAGAAAAUGAUCCUCUAUGCAUAGUUUUUGACAAGACAGUCAAUUUGCUCAAUGAUCUUCGUUCGAAAAAGCAUAUUCUUGCAUGGCAAUUUGAUAAAAUGAUGCCGAAACGAGAGAACGCUCAACUAGCUUAUCUGUAUUUUGUUCCAAAACCACAUAAGGAAGGAACACCCUUAAGACCGAUUGUGUCCUCAAUGCAUAUACCAACAACUGGCAUUUCCAAGUUUCUUGAUCGACUCCUUCGACCGUUAUUUGAUAAACAUGUUCGCUCAACUACAAUUAUCGAUGGUGUUGAUCUCAUUCGACGACUUCAAGCGUACACUACAAAUGGAUAUUUGAAGCCAACAACCUAUUUGUGCACAUUUGACAUCACAGAUUUAUAUACAAUGUUACCACAGGAAGAAUCUCUCGACAUUCUAACUGAAUUUCUUCUAGAACAUGGAUAUACCAAAGUGAAUGCAGUGUCCAUUGACGCCAUUCGGAAAUUAGCUCGUCUCGUUCUCACAGAAAAUGUAUUCACUUAUGAGAAAAGAUUCUAUCGACAGGUGGUCGGCGGUGCUAUGGGCUCCGCAUUUACUUCGACCUUAGCCAAUGUUUUCUUAUGGAAAUGGGAAAAACGAUUAGUUCAGCAGCAGCUAAAUACAAACGAAAUCUAUGGAAGGCAUGUUCAGUAUAUCGAUGAUAUCUUCUUUACUUCGGAUCAACUACUGAACAAAAUCAAUGAAAUGUUAGAUGAUGCCAACGAUUUCCAUCAAAAUAUCAAAUUAGUUCGACAAAUUGGUAAGAAUGUAUCAUUCUUAGAUAUGCUUAUUGAAAAUGAUCAUGGUACAUUGAGAACAUCUGUGUAUCACAAAGAAGCAGCCGAGCCAUACACAGUACCAUUUAAUUCUGAUCAUCCUCAUCAUACCUUCAGAAAUGCCAUUGGCACAGCACUUUUGCGUGCUGUACGCUAUUCAUCUACACUAUCAACUUUUCAAAAAGAACAACGUACAAUCUAA